Molecule: messenger RNA, 1909 nt
Organism: Phytophthora nicotianae INRA-310
Lineage: Eukaryota; Oomycota; Peronosporomycetes; Peronosporales; Peronosporaceae
Product: threonine ammonia-lyase, biosynthetic
Exons: 1
Coding region: 67-1686 (539 amino acids)
Biological process (GO): L-threonine catabolic process
Molecular function (GO): pyridoxal phosphate binding; threonine deaminase activity
Source: RefSeq, a predicted model, not a curated record
CGCAAACACUUCGACAGGCCACAAUCGGCUCAUGUGUCAUUCGCUAAAUCCUAGAGUCGCUUCACCAUGCUGCGCCGCUCGACUCUCUCGCGUGUGAGUGCCGCUGUGCGCCGACUGUCAACACAGUCACCACCCAACUACCGGCGCAUGAUCCUCGAGUCUCGUGCGUACGACGUGGCGGAGCAGACUCCACUGCAGGAGGCGCCAGCGUUGUCCCAUGAGCUCCAGAACCGGGUGUUGCUCAAACGUGAGGACUUGCAGCCCGUUUUCAGCUUCAAAAUCCGCGGCGCCUACAACAAAAUGGCCAGUCUAUCGGAAGAGGAGAAGGCUGCCGGUUGUGUGUGCUGCUCGGCCGGUAACCAUGCGCAGGGUGUUGCGCUCUCAGCCCGCAAGCUCGGAGUCCGCGCCAAGAUUGUCAUGCCACUGGCCACACCCGAUAUCAAAGUGAACGCUGUGCGCCACCAUGGCGGCGAGUUCGUAGACAUUGUACUGCAUGGCAAAACGUUCGACGACGCUGCUGCCGAGGCCCGCAGACUGGUGGUGGAGGAGAAGCUCACGAUGAUCCUUCCGUUCGACGACCCGUACGUCAUCGCUGGUCAGGGUACCAUCGGCAUGGAAAUCUUGCAGCAAACCAGCGGAUCUGGAGAGAAACUGGACGCUAUCUUUGUUGCCUCUGGCGGAGGCGGUAUGCUCGCCGGUAUUGCAGCCUGGGUCAAGCAGAUCCGUCCGAGUGUCAAGGUGAUUGGUGUCGAGGCAGCUGAUGCCGCUGGAAUGACGGCGUCGCUCCAAGCUGGCAAAGUCGUUGAGCUGGAACAUGUCGGACUAUUUGCAGAUGGUGCAGCAGUGAAGAAAGUGGGGUCCGAGACGUUCCGUGUGUGCCAACAAUAUGUGGACGAGAUGGUGACCGUGUCGACGGACGAGAUCUGUGCUGCUAUUAAGGCUGGUUUUAAUGACACUCGUGCGAUUCUCGAGCCGGCAGGCGUGUUGUCCAUUGCCGGCAUGACGCAAUACGCCAAGACACGCGGACUUUCGGGCUGUCAAUUUGUCGCUGUGACUUCUGGUGCCAAUAUCGACUUCGCUCGACUCCGUUUCGUGUCCGAGCGUGCUGAUUCUCACGAAAGACUACUUGCAGUGGAGAUUGAUGAAAAUCCGGGCGCCUUCUUGCGCCUUAACCGUCGACUAGACGCCGUGGGUGUUCGUAUCACCGAGUUCAGCUACCGGUACGCUAACGCUCAGAAGGCUCGCAUUCAUCUGUCCUUCCACUCACCCAGUGCCGACCACGCAGCGGCUGCUAUUCGUGAACUGCAAGAGGAGGAGUCUCCGUUAGGUUUCGCACGUGGUGGUGCCUACCAGGUGCUCGAUCUGUCGGAUAAUGAGCUGGCCAAGGUGCAUACACGAUACUUGGCUGGCGGUCGAGCACGUGGUGACGUACAAAACGAACUCCUGUAUCGCUUCGAGUUCCCAGACCGUCCACGCGCUCUGGCCACGUUCUUGGAGGCGCUGCAGAGCUCGUGGAACAUCAGUCUAUUCCACUACCGUAACCACGGCGCUGAUGUCGGUCGAGUACUAGUGGGUUUCCAGGUGCCUGAAGAAGACCAUGAACGCUUCCAGACGUUCCUGAACCAAUUGGCUUACGUUUUCCACGAGGAAACGGACAACCAAAUGUACCAGGAGUUCAUGCUCUAAUAGAGACAGUUGUUGGUUGAACUAUAGUGUCUUGCAUUAACUAAAAGUCGACAGAAGGACACUAAGUUAUACGCAGCGAUCGAGAAAACUGAUGCGACGUAGCGAGAACUUUUAGUUUCGCUUGACUAUUGACUACCUGCAGCCGACUAGAUGUAGAGCAUGCCCCUGCAUCAGCACAAAAGGGAGACCAACGUUCCGCAAUCCCAAAACUCUAAUCCGAAUC